Molecule: messenger RNA, 5215 nt
Organism: Ylistrum balloti
Lineage: Eukaryota; Metazoa; Mollusca; Bivalvia; Pectinida; Pectinidae
Product: TGF-beta receptor type-1-like
Exons: 10
Coding region: 1-1578 (525 amino acids)
Biological process (GO): nervous system development; protein phosphorylation; cellular response to growth factor stimulus
Cellular component (GO): activin receptor complex; plasma membrane
Molecular function (GO): activin binding; metal ion binding; activin receptor activity, type I
Source: RefSeq, a predicted model, not a curated record
AUGCUGUCGAGGAAAAUGGAUAUUUGUUAUGUUAUAUUCCCGUUGUUAUUAAUCGUUUCUUGCGGUUUCGAUAUUGCAACAGGAUUGAAAUGUUACUGCUCUGAUUGUUUGGAUGGUACAUGUGACGCUGGUGAUGGAGGACGAUGUGUUACAUCAAUCACAAAGAUGGGUGGCACUCGAGAGGACAAGAUCAGCUACAGAUGUCUCACAGAGGCAAAGAUCCCCAUCCGAGUCCAGAACGGAAAGAUGCAGGGUGAUACUCCCCAUUGUAUGGUGUCUGCCAUUAAAAAGCAUGAAAGCCAUAUAAUCUGCUGUUCGGGUCCAGACUUAUGUAACCAAUACCUGAAGCCAACCUAUGCACCUGCUACAACAUUCAUCCCUGGAGAUGAUAAUUCAGAAACCAAGUUGCAGUUUGGUACAGCGGAGCUUGUCAUUCUCAUUGCGUGUCCUGUCCUCAUUGUGUCCAUCCUCUUCAUGGUCCUAUUCUUUGCUUAUCAUCAGUGCCAGCGAAAUCGCCAUGGAUACCAGAUGCCUAAUGACGCAUCCCAAGAGACCAUGCCAUUUGUGCAGCAGGGUCAGUCUAGCAGUACGCUGCGAGAAAUGAUGUAUGAGUAUUCUGGUUCUGGAUCAGGUCUACCAUUACUGGUACAGCGGACAAUUGCCCGACAGAUCCAGGUGAGGGAGACCAUUGGUAAAGGUCGAUACGGAGAAGUGUAUCGAGGUCGCUGGCGAGGGGAGAAUGUAGCUGUGAAGAUCUUUCCCUCCAGAGAGGAACGGUCGUGGUUCAGGGAAGCCGAGAUCUAUCAAACUGUUAUGUUACGACACGAAAACAUUCUAGGUUUUAUAGCAGCUGACAACAAAGAUAAUGGAACCUGGACCCAGUUGUGGCUCAUUACCGACUACCAUGAGAACGGCUCACUGUUUGAUUACCUCAACCGCACUGUAGUUAGCAUCUCUGGCAUGUUGAAGCUUUCUCUGUCUGCAUCCUGUGGCCUAGCUCACCUACACAUGGAGAUCAUAGGAACAGAAGUACAUGCAGGAAAGCCGGCAAUAGCCCAUAGGGAUCUUAAAAGUAAAAACAUUCUCGUGAAAAACAAUGGUACCUGUUGUAUAGCUGAUCUAGGAUUGGCUGUGAGACAUGAUAUUGCUACCGACUCUGUUGAUAUUGCCCCUAACAACCGAGUGGGAACCAAGAGAUACAUGGCACCUGAAGUCUUGGAUGAAUCUAUCAAUAUGACUCACUUUGAGUCUUUCAAGCGUGCAGAUGUUUAUGCCUUUGGUCUUGUUUUGUGGGAAAUCACAAGAAGAUGUUCUUUGGGAGGUAUUGUAGAGGAAUACCAGCUGCCAUUCUAUGACCUCGUUCCUUCUGACCCAAGUCUGGAGGAGAUGAGGAAGGUUGUGUGUGACGACAAACAUCGUCCAGCAAUCCCCAACCGCUGGCACUCCCAUGAGUCACUGAGAGUGAUGGCACGCCUGAUGAAGGAAUGUUGGUACCAUAAUGCUGCCGCUCGACUCACAACACUCCGUAUCAAAAAGACUCUAGCCAGCAUUGCCAACCAGGAAGACAUGAAGAUUUAGGAUAAUAUGUGAUAAUUCCCGUGUGAUAAGGGGAGAUAAUUCUGAUAUGGACAGCUUAUUAUCUCCCUUCUUGAAAUUUAAAAGAAGGGAAUGUGACUGAUAAAGGACAGUUUUGGUUUUCCCUGAUCUUAUUUAUAAAAAGGGCACAUGUCGGAAUGUGUUAUACCAAUGUGGCAUUGAUAAUGUGGCAAUCAGAUGGUAUGGAACUUCAUUUCUUCUGAUCUUUAAGCAAGUCAGAAGGGAAAAAACUUAAAUGUGAAGAGCUUUAUGAACUUCCUUUGCGACAUAUCUUAAGAAAGGGAAGAAAUUCUUGAUAGACUGAUAUAUAAUCCAUGUUAUAUGUUUUCACUUGGACUGGGGAAGACAGUUGCUUUUAUUAGUUUGAAUGUGAAUGAAGCUUGUGUAUGGUAAUGUGUGUUUGAUAAUUUGUGAGAGGUGACAUGUUCGAGGAUGUCUGAAAAAGUGUGGUAUUUUAAGGAAAUGUCUGUGAGAUUGAUGCUGGUACAGUAUGUUGUUAAUUGUAAUUUCAUUUAAAUUGGUGUCUUGAAUAGAGUAAAAAAAAGAUAGCAUUUUGUCUUGGAAACUAAGAAUCAUUAGGACUCAAUUUAGGAGAUCAACAUAUUGAAUAGCCUUUUAUGCAACUUAAGGACAAAGAAAUUGAAGAUAUCAUUAGAGAAUAUCACUAAUUAUGAAAAAAGUCUUAUAACACUAAUGAUAUUUCCUAGAAAUAAUGGUUUUCUGUCACAAGAUUACAUAAUACCAUAACAUUUUGAAUCAUAUUAGAACAAGUUUUGACAACUUUGUAACAAAUCUGUCAGUGUGGAGGGCGAAAAGUUGGGCCUAUUUCAAUUGUAUUAUGUCUCAUGAUUUUAUUGAAAUUUACCUGAAUGUCCUUAAGGCUAAACUGAGUACCCAUCUGAAUGACCAAAGCAUGCUUGUCAGUGCUUAUCAUGAGCAUGAUUAUAUACAAAAAAUUUUAAACAAAUUGGAAGAUUUCUGUUUGGUUUUUUUCCAACAAAUGGGGUGAUUUCUGUUUUUUUUUUUCAGUAAAUGGGGUGAUUUCUGUUUAUUCUCUUUCCAUAGACUUUGGUUCGGAAGGAUAAUAUAAUGAAGAUGUAUACAGACUUUGGCUCUGACAAUACAUGGAUGAUUUAAACAAACUAAGGGCUAGGAUUUAUAUAGACUAAGGCUAGGAUGAUACAAUAAAGAUUUAUAUAGACUAAGGCUAGGAUGAUACAAUAAAGUUUUAUAUAGACUAGGACUGGGAUGAUACAAUAAAGAUUUAUACAGACUAGGACUGGGAUGAUACAAUAAAGAUUUAUAUAGACUAAGGCAUGGAUGAUACAAUAAAGAUUUAUACAGACUAGGACUGGGAUGAUACAAUAAAGAUUUAUACAGACUAGGACUGGGAUGAUACAAUAAAGAUUUAUACAGACUAGGACUGGAAUGAUACAAUAAAGAUUUAUACAGACUAGGACUGGGAUGAUACAAUAAAGAUUUAUACAGACUAGGACUGGGAUGAUGCAAUAAAGAUUUAUACAGACUAGGACUGGGGUGAUACACUAAAGAUUUAUACAGACCUGAGCUGGAUGGUUCAAUAAAGAUUUAACAGACCUGAACUGGGAUACAGUUAAAAACGAUUACACAAUUUAUAUAGAAUCUAAAUGCCUAUGGCAGAGAUGAUAACAUGCACAUAUAUGUAAUUAGAUGAGUCUGUAAUUUAGAGAAAUUUACUGAAGAAAAAAAAUGUGCAUGAUAACAAUUUUGAUUCGUAAUUAUGAAAUUGUUAUUAUCUUUCAUUUAGCUAAAGCAAGCAUAAAAAACUUUUACCGAACAUUUGUGAUGGAUUAAAGAUUCUACCAAUAUGACGUCACCAGCUCGAAUUGUUCAUUGCAGUAUUGUGAAUUUUCAUUUCACUGAUUUGUGUAGUACCCAGCAUAUUUACGCUUAUGUUGAUACAUACUAACCUGUUGCCUUGUGUAAGCUUUUUCUGAUGCCUGUACAGUCUCAGCAGACAACUUUUAUUUUAUUCAGUUAAAACAAAAUAUAGCGAAAACUCUGUAGGUUAUUAAUUAAACAAGAAACUUAAUCUAGAAACAUGUCUAGAAAAAUUCUUUAUCAUAAAAAGUAAGUUGAAAAACACUGUACUCAGCAGUAUGUAAUGUCACAUUAUCUUAUCUUCAUUGUCUUGUUUUGACUGCUUGUGUUAAAUGUGGUAUAAAAUUGGUUUUAUGAGUUUUUUUUUUUUUGUGAAUCAUGUGAUUUAUCAUUAAUAUUAUUCUGUAUCCUUUUAAAGAAAAUUGUUUUAAAGCAUUGACUUUUAAAAUCCUGGUUCCUCAUGAGACAUUUCUUUCACUUUGUUAUAUGUGUGCGAGAUUAUUUUAACAGUCUCUCACACUAUGUGAGCUUAUAGCUGUUGAGUCGUAAGUUGUGACGUAAAUGUUUCUCUCCCAUUCCCCCUCCUUAAGGUCUCUGAUCUAAAUACAUUUCUCCUUUUCUGUACUACAAUAUAUAUAUGUAGGUGAAGGUGUGUUGACUUGAUCUACAUUUUCCAUCACUCUCUUUAUUUUGUACAUAUGUACAUUUUUUUACCUAAAGUUUAUCCGAGAACCCGUCUGUUUGAUGGAUUAUAGUUACAAAACUUUUUGACUAAAAAAAAAACAACCAUUUCCAUGAGUGUAAAUCAGGGUUGUAACUCUUGAAAAGUUCUAGUGUAUUAAGAAUGAACAAAAUCAAAACAAGCACACUCAAAAUCAGGUCUUUUUUUUGCUUGCAUUCAUUAAAUGUGUAUCUGAUACCCAUUUGUGUCUGUCGAUAAGCCCAGGGAGCAAUAAAUAUCCCCUUGAAUGUAUGUCAACGUGGUCAGGCUUUUUGUGGCAGAGUGGUAAUUUUACUACACAGCUUUUAAGUACAUGAGUGGGCUUACAACCAUUAGCUUAUCAAUAGAUAUUUAUGAUAGUCACUUACUGAAGGGUUUAGUUCAUGAUUUUAAGAAAGUUCUACUAUAAACUCGUAGAUCUUAAAUCUCGUGGGUUUCUAAAAAUAUACACUUUUGUUGGCUCUUGAUAUUGUGGGUAAGUCUUGCUUACAAAAUCCACUUGUACUAUAAUCCAUGUCAUCAACUUUAAUCUGUUUAUUAAUUCAUGGAUAAAGAGUAAUUAAACCCCUUCGAAAAUUAAUUAUUUUACAGUCCUUAACAUAAACAACAUUCGGAAAUUAUGAAUUUGGAGAGGAACGCCAAUGCAUGUGUCUCUCUAAAAUGUUUUAACCCUUUCUUUCUGUGUAGACUUUGUGGAUAUUAUGAUCCUCUUCUGAAUUUAUCUCAAGAAGUUAUAUAUGACAGCCUGUACUUAACAUUGCCUUCUCACAGUAAUAUUCAUGAUCUGGUGUGUUGCGAAGUUCAAAUUUCCACUCAAUGUUUUCUAUAUAUUGUGUGUCAUUGUCAGAACUUUUCUCUUAUGAUGAAGAAACCUAAAAAGAUCAGAUUUCGGCUAUUUAUUCAAAUAAAUAUACGUUUGUCUUAAAAUGACCUAGGUAAACAAUUUUUUUAAUUAUUGUGUAAGCUAAUAUAUACAAGUAAGAAAUAUUAAGAAACAUUUCAGUGUUUAUUUUCCAAAAUAAAAGAAAGCACAAAGAA